UAUUGUGUAUAUGUAAUAUACUUGUAGUAUAUAUAUGCAAUUAUACCUUACGAUAACAAGCAAUAAAGAAUCAAACUUAUCUAGGAUUAAAUCUUUUGGCUUUACAACCACUCAUAUAGGCAGGAUCGAUGCCAUUGAAUCAAGAUUACCACACAAAACACAUGGGGCGCAUCAUUUAAUUAAUACCUGAGAAUCUUCUUCUUCUUCUUCUUCUAUCAAAGCAAUUGAUGGUGACCCUCUAACCUCACAUACGUGUUGCCCUCUCUGCCUCUAUAAGUAGCUCACAGAAUUAUCAUUCUUUCACUAAUCCUCUUCUUCUUCUUCUUCUUCUUCGGAUCUCCAUGAAUAUGAAGUACUCGAAUCCCUUCUUUGUUUUAACAACAAUAGCAACUGUUCUCUUCUCCGCCUUCGUCCCAACAAUAAUUCGAAUCGGGUUUAGUUUUCAUGAGGAGGAGGGAUGUCAUAUUCAUACAGGCAAGCCUAGGGCUAGGGAUGUGGAAGUUGUUCCCAUCGUUGAUGCCGUCGGGCCUGAAAGUUUUGCGUUUGACCCGUUCGAUGAAGGUCCGUUUACUGGCGUAUCGAACGGGCGGAUAAUCAAGUGGCAGGAAAAUGAACGGCGGUGGAUUGAUUUUGCUGCAACUUCUCCUCAAAGUAGGUCUGGUUGUGAUGGGCCACACGAUCAUGAUCGGACGGAGCAUAUUUGUGGACGGCCAUUGGGCUUACGCUUCAACGAAAAUACGGGUGAUCUCUACAUUGCCGAUGCUUACAUGGGCCUACUUGUCGUGGGUCCUGAAGGUGGUCUGGCCAACAGGAUCUCUACACGUGUUCAAGAAGUUCCAUUCAGAUUCACUAAUGCUUUGGACAUUGACCAAAACAGCGGAGAGAUCUAUUUUACAGAUAGCAGUACACAGUAUCAACGGAGGAACUUCAUCUCAGUAAUCCUAAGUGGAGACAAAACAGGAAGGCUAAUGAAAUAUGACCCAGAAACCCAACAAGUGACAAUUCUUCUCAACAACCUCUCAUUCCCAAACGGAGUGGCACUAAGUGAAGAUGGCAACUUUGUUGUCUUUGCAGAGACAACUACAUGUAACAUCCUUAAAUAUUGGCUUAAAACCUCAAAAGCUGGAACUGUUGAGGUUAUUGCUACAAUGCCAGGAUUUCCAGACAACAUCAAGAGGAGCCCAAGAGGAGGGUUUUGGGUUGGUAUUCACUCAAAAAGAACGAGUUUUUUUGAAUGGGUUGUUUCGAAUAAUUGGAUUGGGAAUUUAGUGCUUAAGUUGCCUAUUAAUGUGAUGAGAGUUCACUCAAUUUUGUCCAAGUUUGGGGAAAAAAGUGGGAUGGGUGUGAGGUUGAGUGAGAAGGGUGAGAUUUUGGAGUUGUUUGUGUUUGAGGACGAAAGUGGGAAAAGAGUUGAGUCUAUAAGUGAAGUGUUUGAGAGAAAAGAUGGGAAAUUGUGGAUUGGGUCAAUAAAUAUGGGGUUUGCAGGAUUGGUUAAUGCUUAAAUUUUCAAUAAUGUGCAGAAACUCAGUUAUAGAAAA
Tripterygium wilfordii is the source of this 1538-nucleotide messenger RNA. RefSeq names its product protein STRICTOSIDINE SYNTHASE-LIKE 2-like. Gene Ontology annotation, biological process: biosynthetic process. The record is from RefSeq and is a predicted model, not a curated record. The coding region runs from base 342 to 1502 and encodes 386 amino acids. Gene Ontology annotation, molecular function: strictosidine synthase activity. NCBI's taxonomy places the organism in Eukaryota, Viridiplantae, Streptophyta, Magnoliopsida, Celastrales, Celastraceae. The transcript is spliced from 3 exons.